GUUCAGGGGACACAAUUGCAAUGCGCACACACUUCCUGAUGGAGCUGCUCCUGCGAAGAAUAAAAAUACACUCCUAGCAAGCCAGCUAGACGAGUUGUGAAAAAGUUAUGUCUGGCUGUCAAGUGGAUAGAGAAAGACUAUUUUUAAAAAUGGACGUUAUUCCUCGGUUUUCCGUACAUGAAUAGUAGAAAAUACCCCCAUGUCCAGAGAGCCGGCACUGGUGACAAGUCAACUGCGAAGGGUUGGAUUGUUGAAGCUAAUAAGCCCCGUAAGUUACUAGCUGACGUUAGCUAGUAAUGUCUCUAACGUUACCAUCCGCCGAUAUACUUGAAACACCUCCUGGAUAUCCGUUUGAAGAAAUCAACUAUGAGGAUAUUGAAGUUGAGGAGGUGGUGGGGAGAGGAGCUUUUGGGGUUGUUUGCAAAGCCAAAUGGAAAGGCAAAGAUGUUGCUAUCAAGACCAUUGAGAGUGAAUCAGAGAGGAAAGCCUUUAUUGUUGAGCUCCGGCAGCUUUCACGUGUGAAUCACCCCAACAUUGUGAAGUUGUAUGGCUCUUGCCAUAGUCCAGUUUGCCUUGUGAUGGAAUAUGCUGAAGGCGGGUCAUUGUACAAUGUGCUGCAUGGUGCUGAACCCCUCCCCUAUUACACUGCUUCCCAUGCCGUGAGCUGGUGUUUACAGUGUUCCCAGGGCGUGGCCUAUCUCCAUGGCAUGAAACCAAAGGCUCUCAUUCACAGGGACCUCAAACCACCCAAUUUGCUUCUAGUGGCAGGCGGCACUGUGCUGAAGAUAUGUGACUUUGGAACAGCAUGCGACAUUCAGACCCACAUGACCAACAACAAGGGAAGUGCAGCAUGGAUGGCCCCAGAGGUAUUUGAAGGCAGCAAUUACAGCGAGAAGUGUGAUGUGUUCAGCUGGGGGAUCAUUCUCUGGGAGGUGAUCACUCGCAGGAAGCCCUUUGAUGAAAUUGGAGGACCAGCUUUUCGCAUUAUGUGGGCUGUGCACAAUGGUACAAGACCUCCUUUAAUCAAAAAUUUGCCCAAGCCCAUUGAGAGUCUGAUGACUCGCUGCUGGUCAAAAGACCCCUCCCAGCGGCCUUCCAUGGAGGAGAUAGUGAAGAUCAUGACUCAUCUAAUGAAGUACUUCCCAGGAUCUGAUGAACCCCUGCAAUAUCCAUACCAAUAUUCAGAUGAGGGACAGAGCAACUCUGCAACUAGUACAGGUUCAUAUGUGGACUACACUGGCACCAGCACAAGCAACAAAAGCGAUGCAAACAUGGAGCACAGUAAUUCUCAAGGGAGCAAUGACACUAUAAAGAUAACGUCUCAGUUUGCUCCUCACUUCAAGCCAAAGGGAGACCCAUUGAGGACUCUGCCUCUGUCCAGGGGGGGCAGUGUUGAAAGUCUGCCUUCACGAACACAGUGCCUGGUGUCAUCUGACAGCAAAAGAAUGAGUGCUGACCUGUCGGAGCUGGAGCCCAAGAUGCCAUUUACACCUCUAGCAGGCCCCCAGUAUAAACGAGGCCACCGUAAAACGGCAUCAUUCGGCACCAUUCUGGAUGUCCCCAAGAUCGUCGUCACAGCCACAUGCGAGCCUCAAAGACGUCGGUCUGUGCAGGAUCUGCCAGGCAUCGGCACAGAGUCCAGCCAGGGGAGCAGAAACAGCAGCCGGUCCUCCAGUCCUAGUGUGAGGAUGAUGCCACCAGAUAAGAUGAGCAGCAGAGGUUACUUCUCCCCUGAUGACCCCACAGACACCAACGGCUCAGACAACUCCAUUCCCAUGGCUUAUCUCACCCUGGAUCACCAGCUGCAGCCUCUCGCUCCCUGUCCCAACUCCAAAGAGUCCAUGGCUGUGUUUGAGCAGCACUGCAAGAUGGCCCAAGAAUACCUGAAAGUGCAAACAGAGAUUGCCCUGCUGAUCCAGAGAAAGAAGGAGCUCAUCGCUGAACUGGACCAAGAUGAGAAGGACCAGCAGAACACGUCCCGUCUGGUGCAGGAGCACAAAAAGCUGCUGGAGGAGAACAAAAGUCUGUCCACAUACUACCAGAAGUGCAAAAAACAACUGGAGCUGAUCCGGGUCCAGCAACAGAAGAGACAGGGCACGUCGUGAUGAGACAGAGACAAAUGAACUGUUACCAUCCCCUCCCUGCCCACCCCAUCCUCACCCCAGCACUAUAACACUACCCACUCUCAUGCUCUGCGUGCGCACACACACACACACACACACACACACACACACACACAUUGUUCCUAGUCCAGCUUUGUAAAGAGACCUGCAUUCUACUGUGUCCUGCAUGAUGCAUUGUAGACCCUUACGUCUGUCCAGCAGGAAGAUGACAUCCUCUGUACAUACAUUUGCACAUCCAUCAGUGUAUUCUGUGACCACAGACCAAACAAUCACUGCACCCCAUCCUGAUCACCCCAGACCCUGCUGCUGUGGUCCAGGAUGGACUUUUUCUUCAGCAGCCGUGUGUCCUCUGAGUGUGAUGGCAGGCCAAUGAGUGUGGGUUGUGUGUUUCUAUGUUUGCUCUCAGGGCCUCUGGGCUGCCGUGUGUCCACUCCUCAACGGCUGACAGCCACGCCGUCCUCCAGAAUGUGAAAACCAAGACAAAGGCUUUUCAGCAAGAAGUGUGAAUAAUAUGCAGAAUUUUGAGAGCAAUGAGGAUGGUUGAAACCUGUUUUACAGUGCGCAUGUGGAAUCCCUGUUGUGCAAAACACACACCCCUUAAAUCAACAUAUUUAUCUCUAUCCUAUCCCUUUUCUAAUCGUGAGCAUGAGCCCUUCCACAGACCACCAUACCUGAUUACUUCUUCAAGGUGUUUGAUGUAUUCAGUUCAGAGAAGGAUGUACUUCUUGUCAGGCAACACAGAAAAAGGAAUAGCUCGGGGUUUGUGUACACCUGGAUGCAGCGGUAAUAAUCUGCUCCUCAUGCUCUUAAAAACACAGCUAGCUUCCAGAGCAAAUACAGAGAGCUGUGGAUUCCCUUCUUAUUUUGACUAAAGUAUUGUUUUUGUGUGUAGAUGUUUUUGUCUUUUCUAUUCAGUAGUUCACUUUGUAUGACAGCUCUUGUCAUUUUUGCAUUAGGAUAUAUUUUAUCUGGUCUGAGAAUGCCCUUACAGACAAAAUAGAGGAGCUCAUAGAUCCCUAUAAAGUAUCUAGUUUGUUUUUAGUUCACAUGUUGCCUUAGAAGUUGCCUGCAUUUUAAGUGCUUGUUUUACGUGACGUUUAGUGGGGAUAAAAUCUUAAAAAAAAGAUAUUUUUAAUGUAAUGGACAUUGAAUGAAAUUCUUUCCGGAGGUGUGUGAGAAAGAUAUGUCAGUAAGCUGAUAAUGUAAAUGUUUCCCACCAGCUUUCCAUCCAAACAAUGACAUGUACUCUAAAAGAAGGAUUGGAUGUGAUAUUUUUUUUCUUGGUCUCAUGUCCCUCAAGUAUUUUUGCACAAUCACUUUGUUUUGUCUGGUCAUAUACAAAUUUUAUUUCUCAUUUAAGCAAUUCUGUUUUUAAAAGUGCAAGACUUGACAAGUCUUACUUUUAAAUACUUUUAAAGUUACUUUACAGGAGUGAAUCUUCACUGCUUCUCCUCAUAAGAAUUAAUUUACCACACACAUCACACUGUUUAUUAACUGUUUCCUAAGUUAUUGGGAACUGAGGUACAGUAUAUGACCGUGAGCAAGGCAUUAUGAAAUAAACUGAAUGGUGAAAAGA
This is a messenger RNA of Siniperca chuatsi (mandarin fish), 3699 nucleotides long. It is a transcript of the gene map3k7, whose product is annotated as mitogen-activated protein kinase kinase kinase 7. The transcript has 18 exons. Gene Ontology annotation, biological process: protein phosphorylation; positive regulation of canonical NF-kappaB signal transduction; JNK cascade. The record is from RefSeq and is a predicted model, not a curated record. The coding region runs from base 297 to 2105 and encodes 602 amino acids. Gene Ontology annotation, molecular function: ATP binding; magnesium ion binding; MAP kinase kinase kinase activity. NCBI's taxonomy places the organism in Eukaryota, Metazoa, Chordata, Actinopteri, Centrarchiformes, Sinipercidae.